AUGAAUCCACUACUGAUAGACGCCAUUUUGACUAAGGACGACUUCGAAGUAGCUCUUGCCACAUACAGUAAAAGGACAUGGUUUAUCACUUGGCUAUUUAUGCUGUGUUUCACAUCGUGUAUACUAAAUGGUUUCCACGUGAUGUCCUACGUCUUCUACAGCGUUUCACCGAAGCACUGGUGCUCGAUUCCAACAUUGGAGAAAGCGAAUUGGACGUCCGAGCAAAUACGAACUGUAUCUAGUCUCAGUCCAGACGAAUUAUCCAACUGCGAAUAUUACGAUUGGAAUUACGAAGAACUAGCAAAUAUGGGCUAUGAUUCAGCAUUGAAGAAAGUGGAGACCGAUAAAAAGCCUGAAACCAUCCCUUGCAAAGAAUUUUCUUAUGAAAUAGAAUAUAAGGACUCAUCUUUUGUACCAGAGUGGGAUAUUGUAUGCGAUCGUUUAGUAAUGAAAGCUACGGUUCAAACUGCAGUUUCCAUUGGCAAAUUCGUCGGUGCCUUCGUUUUUGGAGUGUUAGCUGAUAGAUAUGGAAGGAAAAUAACCUACCUCAUUUCCUGUGUGAUUUACAUGAUUAGUGGACCAAUUAUUGCUUUUACACAUAAAUAUAUCAUCAUGCUGAUCUGCAGAGUUGGUCUCGGAGUAGCUGGAAUCGGUAUCUAUCAAGCAGCUUAUUCGAUACCAUUAAGAAAACCAUGGGAAUAUGAAUAA
This is a messenger RNA of Polistes canadensis, 708 nucleotides long. Its product is annotated as organic cation transporter protein-like. The record is from RefSeq and is a predicted model, not a curated record. Gene Ontology annotation, cellular component: membrane. The transcript is spliced from 4 exons. The coding region runs from base 1 to 708 and encodes 235 amino acids. NCBI's taxonomy places the organism in Eukaryota, Metazoa, Arthropoda, Insecta, Hymenoptera, Vespidae. Gene Ontology annotation, biological process: transmembrane transport. Gene Ontology annotation, molecular function: transmembrane transporter activity.